AUGUCCGGCCGUGGAGCAUGGAGACCCAUGAGUAUGUUUUUCAGAAGUCCUUGUAAAACUAAGAUUGACCCUAUUUCUCGCAGAUCCAAAGAACAUUACUGUUCGAGCUGCAGUAUGGAUUAUUGGAGCCAUCCCAUUUUUACAUUCUCGGCCAUGUCGAUUGCCGGAUCUGCGACAACAACUCCAGGAAUGCAGAAUGUCUUCAUCGGGCAAAUCGCCAAGGUAGGCACUGAUGGAUCCAAAAUCGGUGGAUUAAGAUUUGGUUACAUGGGUAUUUGUGCUUAUGUGGGGGUGGAAGGAAGCAACGGAGAUACGUUCAAGAACACAAACGGUUUCCAAUGCAUAGGCAAGCAGUAUAGUCAGUCACCCGACGAAAUUGCCGCAACACUUCAUGUCGAUUCAAAUAUCAUACAGUUAGGACAGAAGUUACAGAACGACAUAUCUAUUUUCAUGCCUAUGGUCGCACUAUCUCUAUUUCUCCUAGGAUUCCUUGUUGACACUGGUGCAUGGCUCCUUGCAGGUCUGGGAAAACCUGCUGGUAAAAUCGGCCAUGCAUAUACGCUUACUGUCUCCGUUAAUGCAAUCAAUACGGUACUUGGAGAUACAGCUGUAGGAUGUUCUGCAAACGUACAGAUUGAACAAGGGAAAACGCUCGAGGGACUUCAGUGGGCUGCAUUUGCCUUUGCUCUUCUCUUUUCAUUCGGUAUCUAUAUGGUCACCAGAGACACCAUGUAUGGAUUUAAUAUUGCUCCUCGUGCCAGAUCUCGUGGAAGAAGAAUGAACGAUGCGUACCCCGAUGAGUAUUCCGAAGAGGAGCGAUCCUUAAGUUACGAGAGAUAA
Botrytis sinoallii is the source of this 840-nucleotide messenger RNA. RefSeq lists its product as uncharacterized. Gene Ontology annotation, cellular component: membrane. NCBI's taxonomy places the organism in Eukaryota, Fungi, Ascomycota, Leotiomycetes, Helotiales, Sclerotiniaceae. The record is from RefSeq and is a predicted model, not a curated record. The coding region runs from base 1 to 840 and encodes 279 amino acids. The transcript has 4 exons.